Homo sapiens (human) is the source of this 5373-nucleotide messenger RNA. It is a transcript of the gene MAP3K15, whose product is annotated as mitogen-activated protein kinase kinase kinase 15. The record is from RefSeq and is a predicted model, not a curated record. Bases 2068 to 4683 code for a protein of 871 amino acids. Gene Ontology annotation, molecular function: ATP binding; protein kinase activity; protein serine kinase activity. Gene Ontology annotation, biological process: MAPK cascade. Lineage: Eukaryota; Metazoa; Chordata; Mammalia; Primates; Hominidae. The transcript is spliced from 23 exons.
CUCAGCCCGAGUUAUGAGCACUUGCAUCUCUUCAAGGAACAGAAUCGCAUAGGCUAAGGAUGUGCAUCUCUUCCUUAUGUAUAUGUCUGUCUGUUGGCAGGGAGCAAACAUUUGUAGUAAAUGUGGUCUGGGAAUUUUCAGAUUCCCUUUUUGAGAGAAAACCAUGAGAAACAGGGUUUUCUACUGGUCACACUCUUCCCACAGGUACACUUGUUUAUGGGCCAAGAAGGAGGCCCAGCACACUCCUUCCGAGCUCCCACUUCCAGAGCCUUGUCCACCACCACCAGGGCAUCAUCUUCCCAGUGAUCUGUUCAUUCAUUCACUUAUUCAUUCAUUUAUUUAACAAUGUUCAGUGAUGGCUUACUGUGUGCCAGAAACUUUUCUAGGUGGUGGGGAUACAGACACAACGGACGUGAAUCCUGCCCUUGGGGGCCUUGCAUUGCUGGUGAGGGAAGUUAAAGAAAGUGACACAUUAGGAUGUCAUCUGAGGGCUAUGGGGAAAGGUUAAGCAGGGAAGGGGAUAAAGGAGGGCUCGGAGGGGUGGUCUGCAAUUUUAAAUAGGGUAGUCAGUGAAGGUGCCUAAAGAUAGAAAAGUGAUAAGGGAGUGAACUUCACAGAUAACUGGAGAAAGUGUUCUUGGUGGAGGAAACAGCAAGGGCAGAGACUCUGAGGAUGAAGCAUGGCAGGCACACUCCAGGAUGGUCAGCACUAAGCAAGGGGUGAGUGGAGAGCAACAUGAAACAGGAAGAGGGUAAGACCUUCUUGCUCUGAGUGAGAAGGAACAUCAAAUGGAGGGUUUGAGCAGAGGAGUGACAAGAUUGGACAUGCAUUUUAACAAGAGUACUCACUGUUAUGCAAAGAAUAUAUUUUAGGGAGUGUAUCAGCUAUCACUUGCUGCGUAACAACCCCAAAACUUAGCAGCUUCGAACAGCAAUGAUUAUGAUUUUUCAUGAUUCUGUGGCUUUGCCAGGCACUUCUUCUGCUGGCUUCACCUGGGCUGGCUUCUAAAACUGAAGUCAGCUGUAGGGUCAGGUGUGGCUGGAAGAUCCAAAUGACCCCGUACACAUUUGGCAGCUGGUGUUGGCUACUGAUACUGUACCUUAGCUCUCCACCAUGUGGUUCUAAUCCUGGUAGACCAGCUUUCUUACCUGGUAUGCAGAACUCUAAGAGAGUGAACAAGGGAGCAGCAAAGCCUCUAGAGGCUUAGGUUCGGGAACUCACACGUGGUUACUUCUGCCACAUGCUAUUGGUCAAAGCAAAUCACAAGGUCCGCCCACAUUCAAAAGGGUGGAGGAAUGUGCUCCACCUCUGGCUAGGAGGAAUAGCAAAGUUGCAUUGCAAAGGUGCAUGCAUAUUGCGAUGGGAGGAAUUUGUGGCCAUUAAACAGUCUAUCACAGGGACAAGGACAGAAGCAGGGAACAGGAGAAUAUAGCAGUAAUUCAGGGGAGAGCUGGUGGUGGCUUGAGCCAGGGUGGUGGGGACAAAAAUGUUGAGAAAGUUGGAUGCAGGAUAUAUUCCGAAGGUGGAACCAACAGGCCCACAUCAUUCAUUUCCAUCAUAAGAGCUCUUGACAUUGCUGUUCUGCUUUCAUUCAAUUCUAACUGCUUCCUCUCUCUCUCUCUCUCUCUCUCUCUCUCUCUCUCUCUCUCUCUCUCUCUCUCUCUCUCUCUUCCUUUCAUACACACAGGAGGCUCUGUCCUCCCCACCUUCUCUCCAUCCACACUUACUUCUCUGACAAUCCCAGCCACUCUCACACCUAGGGACCCUUAGCUGGAGCUCUCCAACCCAACAUCCUAAGUGAUGGCCUUACACCUCCCCCCCUUUGUCCACCUGUUCUACCUCAAGAUGAUGUUGAUAUUUCAGACUCAACAUUUUGAAGGCUGAAGUCAUUUACUCUUCUCCACAAGGUAUCGCAAAGGGUUUGAACUCCAGUCAUCCCUCUAUUCGGGAAUUAAUCUUGCAGUUUUGCUGAUUGUUGCUGGACAACAAUUUGAAACUUCCUUGGAACUAAGGAAAAUAGGUGUCCGGCUGAACAGUUUGUUGGGAAGAAAAGGGAGCUUGGAGAAAAUGAACAAUUACUGGGAUGUGGGUCAGUUCUUCAGCGUCAGCAUGCUGGCCCAUGAUGUCGGGAAAGCCGUCCAGGCAGCAGAGAGGUUGUUCAAACUGAAACCUCCAGUCUGGUACCUGCGAUCAUUAGUUCAGAACUUGUUACUAAUUCGGCGCUUCAAGAAAACCAUUAUUGAACACUCGCCCAGGCAAGAGCGGCUGAACUUCUGGUUAGAUAUAAUUUUUGAGGCAACAAAUGAAGUCACUAAUGGACUCAGAUUUCCAGUUCUGGUCAUAGAGCCAACCAAAGUGUACCAGCCUUCUUAUGUUUCCAUAAACAAUGAAGCCGAGGAGAGAACAGUUUCUUUAUGGCAUGUCUCACCCACAGAAAUGAAACAGAUGCACGAAUGGAAUUUUACAGCCUCUUCCAUAAAGGGAAUAAGCCUAUCAAAGUUUGAUGAAAGGUGUUGUUUUCUUUAUGUCCAUGAUAAUUCUGAUGACUUUCAAAUCUACUUUUCCACCGAAGAGCAGUGCAGUAGAUUUUUCUCUUUGGUCAAAGAGAUGAUAACCAAUACAGCAGGCAGUACGGUGGAGCUGGAGGGAGAGACCGAUGGAGACACCUUGGAGUAUGAGUAUGACCAUGAUGCAAAUGGUGAGAGAGUUGUCUUGGGGAAAGGCACGUAUGGGAUUGUGUAUGCUGGCCGAGAUCUGAGCAAUCAAGUGCGAAUAGCCAUCAAAGAAAUCCCGGAGAGAGAUAGCAGGUAUUCUCAGCCUCUGCACGAGGAGAUAGCCCUGCACAAGUACCUUAAGCACCGCAAUAUCGUUCAGUACCUGGGCUCUGUUUCAGAGAACGGCUACAUUAAGAUAUUUAUGGAGCAGGUGCCUGGAGGAAGCCUUUCUGCUCUUCUGCGAUCCAAAUGGGGGCCGAUGAAGGAACCGACAAUCAAGUUUUACACCAAACAGAUCCUGGAGGGCCUUAAGUAUCUUCAUGAAAACCAGAUCGUGCACAGAGACAUAAAGGGCGAUAAUGUUCUGGUGAACACCUACAGCGGAGUGGUGAAAAUCUCCGAUUUUGGAACCUCGAAACGUCUUGCGGGUGUGAACCCCUGCACAGAGACUUUUACUGGCACCCUGCAGUACAUGGCACCUGAGAUAAUUGACCAAGGGCCUCGCGGAUAUGGUGCCCCAGCCGAUAUCUGGUCCCUGGGCUGCACCAUCAUUGAGAUGGCCACCAGCAAGCCUCCGUUCCAUGAGCUUGGUGAGCCGCAGGCAGCCAUGUUCAAAGUGGGCAUGUUUAAGAUCCACCCUGAGAUUCCAGAAGCCCUUUCAGCUGAAGCCCGAGCCUUCAUUUUAUCCUGUUUCGAGCCUGACCCCCACAAACGUGCCACCACUGCUGAGCUACUGAGAGAGGGUUUCUUAAGGCAGGUGAACAAGGGCAAGAAGAACCGAAUUGCCUUCAAGCCCUCAGAAGGUCCCCGCGGUGUCGUCCUGGCCCUGCCCACACAGGGAGAGCCCAUGGCCACCAGCAGCAGCGAGCACGGCUCUGUCUCCCCAGACUCCGACGCCCAGCCUGACGCACUCUUUGAGAGGACCCGGGCGCCCAGGCACCACCUUGGCCACCUCCUCAGUGUUCCAGACGAGAGCUCAGCCUUGGAAGACCGGGGCUUGGCCUCGUCCCCGGAGGACAGGGACCAGGGCCUCUUCCUGCUACGCAAGGACAGUGAGCGCCGUGCCAUCCUGUACAAAAUCCUCUGGGAGGAGCAGAACCAGGUGGCUUCCAACCUGCAGGAGUGUGUGGCCCAGAGUUCCGAAGAGUUGCAUCUCUCAGUUGGACACAUCAAGCAAAUCAUUGGGAUCCUGAGGGACUUCAUCCGCUCCCCAGAGCACCGGGUGAUGGCGACCACAAUAUCAAAGCUCAAGGUGGACCUGGACUUUGACAGCUCGUCCAUCAGUCAGAUUCACCUGGUGCUGUUCGGAUUUCAGGAUGCCGUAAAUAAAAUUUUGAGGAACCACUUAAUUAGGCCCCACUGGAUGUUCGCGAUGGACAACAUCAUCCGCCGAGCGGUGCAGGCCGCGGUCACCAUUCUCAUCCCAGAGCUCCGAGCCCACUUUGAGCCUACCUGUGAGACUGAAGGGGUAGAUAAGGACAUGGAUGAAGCGGAAGAGGGCUAUCCCCCAGCCACCGGACCUGGCCAGGAGGCCCAGCCCCACCAGCAGCACCUGAGCCUCCAGCUGGGUGAGCUCAGACAGGAGACCAACAGACUUUUGGAACACCUAGUUGAAAAAGAGAGAGAGUACCAGAAUCUUCUGCGGCAAACUCUAGAACAGAAAACUCAAGAAUUGUAUCACCUUCAGUUAAAAUUAAAAUCGAAUUGUAUUACAGAGAACCCAGCAGGCCCCUACGGGCAGAGAACAGAUAAAGAGCUUAUAGACUGGUUGCGGCUGCAAGGAGCUGAUGCAAAGACAAUUGAAAAGAUUGUUGAAGAGGGUUAUACACUUUCGGAUAUUCUUAAUGAGAUCACUAAGGAAGAUCUAAGAUACCUUCGACUACGGGGUGGUCUCCUCUGCAGACUCUGGAGUGCGGUCUCCCAGUACAGAAGGGCUCAGGAGGCCUCAGAAACCAAAGACAAGGCUUGAUACCAAUCAGCUAAGCUGUGGCAGAGUGUCCCACCACGCUACAUGUUUUGUUAAAGCUUCUGUUAGUGUAUACACGAAUUCCGCUGUGUUUACAUAUUUAAAAAUGCCAUUGUUCAAUUAAUAGUUUAAGAACUUGUUUUAAAUACUGUCCUGAGUUUCUUUUGAAACCUGUUAUUUAUAAACAUAGAACUGUGUGUAUUGUGAAAACAGUGAGCCUUGGUUUUGACCUCCCGGAAUAUUAGGAAAUUCACUUGUAGUCCCAGCUAUGCAGGAGGCUGAGGUGGGAGGAUUGCUUGAGCCCAGGAGGUGUGGAGGCUGCAGUGAGCCAUGAUCACACCACUGCACUCCAGCCUGGGCAACAGAGCCCGACCCUGUCUCAAAAAAAGUACACCCUUCAGCACUUGCUGGAAUGGUGAAACAAACAAGGGGUAUUUAACAAACAUGGAAGCUGGGACACUGCCUCAGAACUGGUAUGGUACUUCAAUUUGAGAAACACAAAACUGAUACGAAUGUGCCUUGUAGUUAAUGUUUGAUAUGAACAGAAAAUAGCUUCAUAUUUAUACUGAAUGUGUAAGUAGAGAAAACUAAGUUAUGUGGCCUUUGAAAUGAUUACAAAAUUGGAAUGAUUACAAAAGUCUUAUUUUAAAAUGGAACUGUCCUCUUGCCUGAUAAUAAAUAUUGUAUCUUGUA